Molecule: messenger RNA, 3669 nt
Organism: Durusdinium trenchii
Lineage: Eukaryota; Dinophyceae; Suessiales; Symbiodiniaceae
Source: the annotation of a GenBank genome assembly
AUGUCCUCCUGCGGCAGCGAUCGCCGCGAGCUGCGCGACCUCGUGGAGCAGCUCCACGCCGUCGGCGACAGCGCCGUGGCCUCCGCCGAGGGCCGCGUCGUCGUGGGCGGCGGCGCCGCGGCGACGCUGGCGCUGCAACUGGCGGAGGAGACGCUGGUGGAGGUGGAGGUGCAAUUCAACUUCCUGCUCUCCAAUGUUCACCUGUGGCUACAGACGCCCGGCGCUGGCCGCUCCCGUGCGGUGCGCGCCCCCCGCGUGCGUGCGCUGGGUCUGGCCUCGGCGGUGCGGAACGCGCGAGCAGUGCUGCGGCUGCGGCUCCAUCCAGGCGAACAUGUGGUGAACUUCCGCCAUGACCCCGCCUUUCCGAAAGAUGCCGGGCCGAUCAAGCUGGUGGUUGCCGGCGGGCAAUGCGCUCCACUCGCAUUGAAGCUGCGCCGGCUGCGGCUGCCCAACGCGCGACCGGUGGCCACAGCCCCCAUGGCCCCAUUGGCGGCUGGCAGCGACCUGGUGCUCCGCUUUGCCCUGGGCCACUCCACCAGCCGCGACGGCACCGAAGAGGCCCUAGACGCCGAGCUGGGCACAGCGCAGUUCCCAGUGCGGCCGAAAGCGUCCUCUGCGGUGGGAGGCAACGGUGGCUUCGUCACCGUGGCGUGGCCUUCAGAUGUCCUGGAGCAAGUGAGCCAAAACAGCGGUGCCGGACACCCGGUGCAGGUGCAAGAUGGUGCCAGCCGCAUCUGGGCACUUCCGCUGCAUUUCUCCGGAGGCAACGGCGAGAUCUGGGUGGCGCUGGACCGUGGAAAGUCCGGCAAGCCUUGGGCUGGUGGGACGGCGCCUCCGGUGUCAGCCCCCCCGGUGCUUUGGCCAGCAGACGACCGGGAAAAGGCUGCAACAGCGUUGGUGGGGCUGGGCCAGACCAUGCCUUCAACCCCGCAGCUGGCGGUGUCCGCGCCAGCCCCCGCGGCCGGCUUCGUCUCCACACGGAUGCUCUCGUGGUUCGUGGUGCUCGGAGUCAUCGUCUUCUACUACUUGCACUCCCGGCCCUGGCAGCUGUUGGCGCUGAUGCGCCGGGUGCAGGAGCUGGGCCUCUUCACGCGCUCCGAGCACGUGGGCGGCUUCGCGAGCUUCGAGGUCUUCGUGUUGCGAAAGCGCGAGGCCUCCUUUGAGAUGACCAACCCUUGGUCGUGGCCUGCAGGGACACCUUCUGUGAUCGGCACUUCAGGUGCCACAGCGCGCCCGGCGCGGAUGUGCCUGGGCAGAGGGCGAGCAGUGGAUCACCAUCAGUUGACCUUUUUGGUGUUCGAGACUCCAGAUUUGUCACAACAUGUCUCCUUUGACUGUCUUCUGGUGCUUUUCACAGAGCGAAAUAGGCUCAGGCAGCCCAUUCAGGGAGAAACCAACGCGUUGGUGGCUGUGUUGAAUGUUGUGUUCCGCGACGGCGAUGUGAAGCUGGAAACGCACGACUCGCGUCCCGGGAGACUUGAGGUGGAGCGGCUCCGUGAGACCUUGGCAUCCAACGAGGCUCGCUUCGGACGGCGACAUGCCGAGACGCUGAGUGCGGUGACGUGCCUGGCGCAGUGUCUGGAGGAAGCGGGGAAGCUGAAGGAAGCGGAACCACUCUACCGGAGAGCAUUGGCAGGUCAAGUGGCACAGCUUGGAAGUACAGAUCCUUUGAGUUUGCGAGCGACCAGGGACUUGGCAUGUUUGUUGGAAGAGCAGGGGAAUAUCGAUGAGGCUGAGGCUCUUUGUUGGCAAGGCAUGGCAGGGUGUGAAACUCAGCUGGGGGCAAUGCAUCCAGACACUUUGAUCUCGGUGUUUGACCUGGGACGUGUGUUGAAGAAGCAGAAGAAGCUGGACACCGCGGAGCCGCUUUUGCGACAAGCGUUGGCUGGGCAAGAAGCUCAACUUGGAGCUGAAGAUGAAGCAACACUCGCAUCUGUGGAUGAACUCGCAAGUCUACUGGAGGAUCAGGGGAAACUGGAGGAGGCUGAACUUCUCCUGCGGCGAGCCUUAAGUGGUCGUGAGGUGCAGCUGGGCAGCGUUCAUCCCAAGACGUUGACCUCGGUGAACAACCUUGCGGUGUUCCUUCACAACAAGGGGAAGCUGGAAGAGGCGGAGCGCUUUGCUCGUCGCGCCGUGGCCUGCCGCAGCACCGCGCUGGGCGCCGCGCACCCGGAGACGCUGUGCUCGGUGCACGGCCUGGGGCGGGUGCUAAGGCAGCGGCGGAAGACGGAGGAGGCCGAAACUUUGUUGCGGCGAGCUGUUCUCGGUCGAGAGAGGCAGCUGGGAGGGAUGCAUCUCAGCACCUUGGCCUCGGUCCAUGAACUGGCCAAGUUGUUGGAGGAAAGGAACCUGGAGGAAGCCGAGUUCUUGUUGCGCCGCGUCGUCGAGGGCCGGGAGCGGCAGCUGGGCGAGGGGCAUGGCCUGACGCUGGAGGCCAUCUUUGACUUGGCGGAGCUCUUGGCAACGAAAGGGGAUGAGUUGGAGGCGGAGCGGCUGUACCUCCGAGAGUUGGAUGCUUGGGAGGAGCUUCUGGGUUGUGAGCAUCCCAAGAGCCAGGAGCGUGCAGAGAACUUGGAGCGCGCGAGCCUGAUGAAGGUAAGACGUUUGAAGGUAGGUAUCACACCAAUGAGUCUUACACCACAAUUGGUCUAUCAAAAGGUGAGCCUUCGGGAGUAUUUUCGGAAGCACUACCAGAAGGGUGGUUUGUUCUUGCACCGAGAGUAUCAAGCUGAAGCUGACUGGUGCUGGCUGCAUGAAGGCUUAAAGAUUAAGGCUUCUUUGAUCGACGGGAAGAGAGCCAACACUUGGGGAAAAGGAGUGUAUUGCGUGCAGAAGGCCCCGGAUGAGUGGCCAGAUGUCGAGACAUUGAUCGACAAUCACUAUCGCAGCAUGCUCAAGCGUGAAAUCGACUUGAAAGGUCCCGUCACGUCACAACCAGUGAGGCUCCGCGGCCGCGUGGAAGCACUCACAAAGCGCUUGGGCUGGCGGCAUUUGGAGGCCUUGGCAGCCUGUGGCCGGUUGGGCGAAGUGCUCCACGCCCUUGGCGCCCACGAGGAGGCGGAGCCGCUCUUGCGGCGAGCCAUGGAAGGCUUCGAGGCGCGGCUCGGUGCAGAUCCAAAGACCUUGGCCUCGGUGCGUCUGGGGAAGUCGUUGAAAGCUUCGCCCAACCUCAACUGGAUGCAUCCAAAGACACUGGAAGCGGUGAACAGUUUGGCACUUGUGUUGAAGAAGGAGGAGAAGUUGAAUGAAGCAGAAAGGCUUUGUCGAAAAGCACUGGUCGGUCGUGAGGCUGCACUUGGAGAAAUGCAUCCAGACACCCUGGUGUCAGCCAACAAUCUUGCAGCACUUCUGAUGCAACAGGGGGAUGUGACAUCUGCCGAGCAGCUCUAUGCACGAGUAAUGAAAGGCCGCGAGAUUCAGCUUGGAGUGGAGCAUCCAAGUACCUUGAUCUCCGUCAAUAACCUUGCCAGCCUUUAUUACUUUCAGGGGAAGCUGGAUGAGGCAGAGCCACUCCUGCGACGAGCCUUAACUGCUAAGGAGUUGCAGCUGGGUGGACGACAUCCGCAUACCCUCAUUGCAGUCCACAACUUGGCAUGUCUGUCGAGGGAUCGAGGCAAGCUGGAUGAAGCAGAGUCUCUUUUCAGAAAAGCCUUUGAAGGCCUGGUUUAG